Poecilia latipinna (sailfin molly) is the source of this 553-nucleotide messenger RNA. RefSeq names its product transcriptional adapter 2-alpha-like. Gene Ontology annotation, cellular component: SAGA-type complex; nucleus. Bases 7 to 534 code for a protein of 175 amino acids. Lineage: Eukaryota; Metazoa; Chordata; Actinopteri; Cyprinodontiformes; Poeciliidae. The transcript is spliced from 5 exons. Gene Ontology annotation, molecular function: transcription coactivator activity; chromatin binding. The record is from RefSeq and is a predicted model, not a curated record. Gene Ontology annotation, biological process: chromatin remodeling; regulation of transcription by RNA polymerase II.
UCUUUCAUGUUUCUGAGUUGUAUUCUCCUGGAUCUGCUGCCCACUCAUUCCUGUCCUCUCUUUUCUCUCUCUCUCCUGUUAGUGUUAGAGCGAUGUUACCCGAAAGAGGUGCAGGAGCUGUAUGAGGUCAUGAGGCGGUUUGCCAGAGUGGUCGGACCGACUGAACAUGACAAAUUCAUCGAAAGUCACGCACUUGAGUUCGAGCUGAGGAGAGAGAUCCGCAGGCUGCAGGAAUACAGGAAGGCAGGAAUCAAGUCCUUCUGCAGUGCCAAGGUGUACGAGCGAGUGAAGAGGAUGCGCGAGGACGAGAGGAGGAAGAGGACCAUGCUGAAUGACGUUCUGCAGUACAUCCAGGAUGGCAGAGCGUGUCAGCAAUGGCUCAGCAAGCAGGCAGCCAUAGAUGCUGGCGUCACUCCAGCUGUCACAACAAUCACGGUGUCAGCAACAGGCAGGCGGAGCGCGCCUCCUCUCAACCUGACCGGACUUCCAGGGACAGAGAAGCUCGACGAGCGUGAGAAGGAGGUACGGCCAUGACAGCCUCACACACUGCAGA